CCCAGCUCCAUUUCUUAUACUCAUCGGAAAGCAUCUGCAUACCCUCAGUCCUUAGCUUCACUUGGUUGCUGUAGACUAUGAUGACGACAGGCGAAAGCAGUCAAGUAUCGAGGCGGGUCAACGAGCUCUUGGCUAACGCGAGAGCCGAGCAUACACGACAUGUUCAGAAUCUCACACGCGCGGCUCGACAUGCUCCAUCACCCACCGUCUACUCACCGACGUUGCCAUUCCUUCUUCCUACACCUGUAAUACCAGAGCCUGCUCCCGCUGCUCAGCACCCCGCGCAUCCUCAACCAAAGAAGCCAGCCGGACCAUCUCCACCACGCAGUUGGGUUUCCCAUUCUUCUCCCUCUAAUCCGGGUGUCGACCUCCUUUCAGCAGCCCCGAUCAGCUGUAGCCUUCGCAGAGAGCUGUUGAGCUCCGUGUUCCGUCGCUUACCAACGCCGUGGAAUGUGGAGGAAUUCCUCACACUCGUGGACUGGUGUCUCCUCAGCUUACUCGACCCCUUCGACGCCGACGCGAUCUUUGAUCUUCCUGCACACCUCCGGCGGAGGCUCGUCCGUCUCGCAGCACUCCGAUGCCCGUUAACCCGGGAACAGCUCGAAGUAUGUUGGGGAGAUGGCUAUUCUGGUACAGGAGGGGAGGCGAUUAUCAUCGGGCGAGAGGCAUAUGGUGCUCUUCGACAACUUUUGCAUGCGUUACGCCGCGCGAGUGAAGCUCCUGCGCCAGAAGAGGCCUGGGAUACGCCUCUCCACCUUCUUGCGGCUCCACCGAUACCGGUGCUUCACACGUUGGUGCUGGUCAAGACCCCCCUUCCAUCACUCGCACUCCUACCGCGUACGCUGACCCACCUGUCGCUGGUGAGAUGCACCUUCGACUCAAUACGAACAGCCCGCAACCUUCCGAAGUCGCUUCCGCUGCUGGAAUGGAUCGAGGUGAACGAAUGUGAGGGUAUAGAUGGGGCUUGGUUUGAGGGAGUGGACUGGGGUCGGUGGGCAGGGCUCGUAGGAGUGAGGCUCGUGCCUGCCCCGCUAGAAGGAUUAGUGGUGGAUGGUGGUGUGCCAAGAGUAAGGGAGAAGGAGAACUGGCAAGAGAGGGUGAGGAAGAGGAUCGAGAAUGGAAGGAUGGGGGAGGUGGAGAUUUGCUUUGACUAACAUGUUGAGAAUAUCAAUGGAUAUCUUAAGUAAAAGACGUCAAGAGAUUGCGU
Molecule: messenger RNA, 1207 nt
Organism: Dacryopinax primogenitus
Lineage: Eukaryota; Fungi; Basidiomycota; Dacrymycetes; Dacrymycetales; Dacrymycetaceae
Exons: 2
Coding region: 78-1154 (358 amino acids)
Source: RefSeq, a predicted model, not a curated record